GAGGAGCAUAGCUUAACGGUUCGAGCUAGUCCAUGACCGUAUGCUUGGUGUGAAGCGAUCGGCGCAUGGGACUUUUCCUGCAUUCACUUGCCGUCGACCUCUUCAUCACUAUGUUGUCGGGCUCAGUCUAGGCCCAGCGAACCCAUGGUCGGCCGUCAGCAGAUCCACCACUGUCGAGAACCGUCGAUAUGGCUCUUCUCUCCCAGGGAUAUCUCAAGUGGAGAGCAUUGAUUCCGGAGUACAGGAUGUCGUAACCUCUUCGUCUGCGCCAUCGACGAGCGUAUUGCUGUCUGCCCUGUUCGGCCUGCCACUUGCGCUUUGGGCUUACAAGUGCUUGAUGAUGGUGAUGUUCCAGCGCAAGAUCAUCUACAUGGGCUACAUCCCACCAGGAGCACGGAGCGAGACCCUUGACUCGAUGGAUCCUCUGCUUCAGGGCUUGCAAGCCGAGAAGAUCGUAGUAGCAUCCGACCCAGGUAUCAAGCUCGAAGGUUUCCUCCUGAGGAAGGAGGCAUCUGCCGUAAACACUUCGCCUCGCCGAGUGGUCAUUGUCUAUUUUCAAGGCAACGUAGGCUCUCCGAUCCAGCGUUUACCCAUCUUUCGAAAGCUGUGUUUGGCCGUAGGGAGCGCGAAUGGACCUCUUAGCGACCUCGAGCUCGAUUUGAUAGCGGUCCCGCCCCGCAGCUACGGUCUUUCUACGAACGCUCGACCGAACCAACGCGCCCUCUUGUCGGACUAUCGAGCGGUAGUCGAGCACGUUACCAUAAGAUACGCCGAGCUGGACAAACGGGAUGGGGUUCAAACCAAGAUCGUAUGGUAUGGACAUAGCCUAGGCGCAUCCAUCGCUACCUGUCUGCUCGCUAGCAUCUCCAAGCAGGGCUUUGACGAUCGCAAGAUAGUCUGUGACGGCCUGAUCUUCGAGAACGGCUUCGCCAGCAUCAAGGGGAUGGUACGAACGCUGUACCCGCAACGUUUCUUGCCGUACUACUGGCUCACACCAUUCGUCGCGGACGACUGGAACGCCGUCGACGCUUUUCAGUCCAGCAAGGAGGCUGGUUCUAUGAUCAACACCGUUCCGAAACUGUUUAUAGCUUCGGAAAAGGACGAGAUGGUUCCGACCGAGAUGGUCAAGCGCGUCUAUGAACGAGCGGUCGAGCAUGGUGAACCCGGCAUUCCGUGCGAGUGGCUAGGUGUCAAGGACGCUAUGCACGACUUUGCCUACCAGAAACCUAGUUGGCUCAGCGGGAUCACUCGAUUCAUCGCAAAGUUGUAACCGACAAUACAUGACCUUAUACCGAUCUACCGAAUGAGCGUCGGUAUAAUUUCGAGCGCGUCGACCUCCGGUCUUAUCUCUCGGCGGAAGCUAAUUUUAGGGGAGGGGGG
This is a messenger RNA of Filobasidium floriforme, 1380 nucleotides long. RefSeq names its product Alpha/Beta hydrolase protein. The coding region runs from base 41 to 1270 and encodes 409 amino acids. NCBI's taxonomy places the organism in Eukaryota, Fungi, Basidiomycota, Tremellomycetes, Filobasidiales, Filobasidiaceae. Gene Ontology annotation, cellular component: membrane. Gene Ontology annotation, molecular function: palmitoyl-(protein) hydrolase activity. The record is from RefSeq and is a predicted model, not a curated record. The transcript is spliced from 4 exons.